GAAGUGGUCUACAAUUUGGAGGUUAUGGCUUGUUAAAUUUCAAAAAUGAAAAAAUUAUUUGGAAAAAUAGGACGCCAACUCUGCCAACAGUCAAUCCAAAGUUAUGUUAACCGGAAUGGGGUAAAAUUGGCAAGCACCUAUAAAGCUUCCGUUAUUAAAGAGGCUGGCAAACCGUUAGUUAUUGAAGAACGAAAACAAUCCAAAUUAAAACCCAAUGAAGUUAGAGUGCAAGUUAGCUAUUGCAGCGUUAAUUCAGCCGAUUGCUAUAAAUUUAAGCAGCCGGGAACUGAUUUGCCGUUUAUUCCGGGUUACGAACUCUCGGGAGAAGUAACUGAAGUAGGUUCAGAUAUUCAGCGACAGCAAAUUGGUGUGGGAGAGAAAGUAGCAUCCUUGAGUUUGGAACAUUUUGGAGGACUUGCUGAACAGUGUGUGGUAAAUAUUGGUGAUGUAUUUAGAAUUCCUCCUGAAGUGGAGCUGAAAGACGCGGCCGUGUUAUCUUAUGGUCAUUCGCUAGCUUUGUACACCUUUUCAAAACUAUCAGAAUUGAAAGAAAAAGAUCAGGUUAUUAUAUCUGCAGGACCUGCCGGUUUGGGAUUGGCUGCUGUAGAUGUAGCCGCCAAUGUAUACAAAGCGCAGGUUAUAGGGGUUGUAGAUACUGAAGAACGGGGAGAAUUAGUCAGAGAAAGAGGAGCAUUUACAACUGUACAUUUUAGCCCGAAAUUGGUAAAAAAUAUAUUAGCGAAAACUGAAAAUAAAGGGGCCAAAGUAGUCUAUGAUGCAGUUGGAGAAAAUUUUAUGGAAAUAAUUGGCGACUGUGUGUCUGUUGGUGGAAAAGUUUUUUAUGCUGCCCCCUUCUAUUUUAAAACUAUACCUGCACCGGUGCCUCAUUCGUUUGCUACUAUUGUAAGCUUAAAAUCUCUUAGGAAUCAAAAUCCACACUUAUACAAGACUGUUAUAAAUGACACCUUAGAGUUGGCAAACGAAGGUGUAAUUAGUGCACAUGUUAGUGCGGAAUUUAGUUUAGAUAAGAUCAAUGAUGCAAUUAAAUUUAUUGAAGAUAAAAAAUGUACAGGCAAAGUUGUGAUUAAAAUAGAUGAUUAAAAUGUUUUUUUUUUC
Messenger RNA from Cylas formicarius (sweet potato weevil), 1116 nucleotides. Its product is annotated as quinone oxidoreductase-like protein 2 homolog. Lineage: Eukaryota; Metazoa; Arthropoda; Insecta; Coleoptera; Brentidae. Gene Ontology annotation, cellular component: mitochondrion. Gene Ontology annotation, molecular function: oxidoreductase activity. Bases 46 to 1101 code for a protein of 351 amino acids. The transcript is spliced from 3 exons. The record is from RefSeq and is a predicted model, not a curated record.